Mus pahari (shrew mouse) is the source of this 507-nucleotide messenger RNA. It is a transcript of the gene Ost4, whose product is annotated as oligosaccharyltransferase complex subunit 4, non-catalytic. The transcript is spliced from 3 exons. The record is from RefSeq and is a predicted model, not a curated record. Lineage: Eukaryota; Metazoa; Chordata; Mammalia; Rodentia; Muridae. Gene Ontology annotation, cellular component: oligosaccharyltransferase complex. Bases 122 to 235 code for a protein of 37 amino acids.
GGCGGGGUAGAGAGGCCGGAAGUGCCGCGUUGUUCCCCAGCUAGCACUACGAAGUUCCGGCUCAGGUCGCCUGCCUCGAGUUUGUGCAGCUGUGGUGUCGGGAUCGCCGGAGCUGGCCAGGAUGAUCACGGACGUGCAGCUCGCCAUCUUCGCCAACAUGCUGGGCGUGUCGCUUUUCUUGCUUGUGGUCCUCUAUCACUACGUGGCAGUAAACAACCCCAAGAAGCAGGAAUGAAAGUGGCGCUUUCUCCGCCCCAGGGUUCCAGGACAUAGUCUGAGGCAAGAUGGAGGGUGUGAGGGCCUUCACACUUCACUUCAUCUCUCCUACCCAUCACAGCAUACAAAGCAACUACACCUGGAUUUUUCCAAACAACUUUUAUUUCCUCAAAGUCUUCCUUAACCCUAUGGAGCAAGAAGCUGCCACUGAGUAGGGCCCAGUAUAGGGGCUGCUUUCUUUUCUACUCCCUCCCCCCAAUACAAAAAUAUAGAUAUAUAUAUAGAGAUAUA